AUGGCUCCUGAAUAUGCAACAAGAGGUUACUUGACUGAAAAGGCAGACGUUUACAGCUUUGGAGUUGUGGCUUUAGAGAUCGUAAGUGGGAAGAGCAACACGAAUUACAUGCCAAAAGAGGAGUUCCUUUUUCUUCUUGAUUGGGCCUAUGUUCUGCAAGAACAAGGAACUCUUUUAGAGGUUGUGGAUCCUAAUCUUGGUUCCGACUUCAACGAGGCGGAGGCAAUGACAAUGCUUAACUUGGCACUCUUAUGCACCACCACAUCUCCUACUCUCCGGCCACCAAUGUCUUCUGUCAUCAUGAUGCUCGAAGGCAAAAUCCCGGUCGAAGCACCCGUUGCCAGUCGUCGUGGCCCGAAUCACGAGUUCAAGGCCUUUGAGAAG
Morus notabilis is the source of this 384-nucleotide messenger RNA. RefSeq names its product probable LRR receptor-like serine/threonine-protein kinase At1g53430. The annotation marks the transcript as partial. Gene Ontology annotation, biological process: protein phosphorylation. The transcript has 2 exons. The record is from RefSeq and is a predicted model, not a curated record. Gene Ontology annotation, molecular function: protein kinase activity; ATP binding. NCBI's taxonomy places the organism in Eukaryota, Viridiplantae, Streptophyta, Magnoliopsida, Rosales, Moraceae.